Messenger RNA from Gossypium arboreum, 1276 nucleotides. RefSeq names its product cyclin-C1-2-like. Gene Ontology annotation, biological process: positive regulation of transcription by RNA polymerase II. Gene Ontology annotation, cellular component: mediator complex; nucleus. Gene Ontology annotation, molecular function: cyclin-dependent protein serine/threonine kinase regulator activity. The transcript is spliced from 9 exons. The coding region runs from base 277 to 1035 and encodes 252 amino acids. The record is from RefSeq and is a predicted model, not a curated record. Lineage: Eukaryota; Viridiplantae; Streptophyta; Magnoliopsida; Malvales; Malvaceae.
UUUUUUUUUUCCUCGGAUCAGCCCAAAUUUUGUUAAAGGAUCUUUAUACUUAUUGCAAAUUUCGUUCCAACUUUAUUUUUGUUCUUAAAAGAAAAUAAAAGGAUUGAAUCAUCUCAAAUUAAAAUAUAAAGAUUAAAUUUAAAUUUUAACUAUAGUAGAAGGACCAAAACUAGAACUUGACCGAAUUUCUAAAUUCUAAAUUUUGCGACGUCAAUUUUAAGUUCUCGAUAAAUAAGGAACGAAUUCGAUUCUUCUCUUAGAAACAAGAAAACAGAAAUGGCGGCCAAUUUCUGGACUUCUUCUCACUUCGAGCAGCUUUUGGAUCCGGAAGAAGUGGAUGUGGUUCAUCAGCUAGAUAAAGAUAAAGGCUUAACUCUCGAAGAAUUUAAGCUCAUUAAGAUGCAUAUGACGAAUUGUAUAUUGAAACUGGCUCAGUCUGUUAAAGUGAGGCAAAGGGUUGUAGCAACUGCAGUUACGUAUAUGAGACGCGUCUAUACCAGAAAGAGCAUGAGUGAAUAUGAUCCACGUCUCAUUGCUCCUACUUGCUUAUAUUUAGCAUCCAAGGCGGAAGAAAGCACCGUGCAGGCUAGACUUCUUGUGUUUUACAUCAAAAAAUUAAAUUCUGAUGAAAAGUAUAGAUAUGAAAUCAAAGAAAUACUUGAAAUGGAAAUGAAGAUUUUAGAAGCACUUAACUAUUAUUUAGUUGUAUUUCAUCCUUAUCGCACGUUAGCUCAGUUGUUGCAGGAUGCUGGCAUAAAUGAUAUGAGUAUGACUCAAUUAUCUUGGGGACUCGUAAACGACACAUACAAGAUGGACCUUAUUCUUACACAUCCACCAUAUUUGAUUGCCUUAGCUUGCAUGUACAUUGCUAGUGUACACAGAGAGAAAGAUAUCACCACUUGGUUUGAAGAGCUUCGCGUCGAUAUGAAUGUGGUGAAGAACAUCUCCAUGGAGAUUUUAGAUUUCUACGAAAACUACAAAAUUUCUGAUGAACGAAUCAACGCUGCUUUCAGCAAACUCGAUUUUAAUCCUUAGAUGGUUGAAGACAAAUACCUAACACCAGUGUGAUGCAUGACUGUAUAUUAUCUAUUAUCGCCACGUUGGUUGACUAUAUUAAGAAAGAAGUGAAAGCAUGGAGAUGUCUGGUUUGAUUUAACCCAUACCUCUAUGAUAUUACAAUGGUACUAUUAAAAGCAUGUAGAAAGAUUAUUAGAGUGAAUGCCGAAGUAUUCAUUUGAGAUUUUCUUUUAGUAUAUAAUUCAAAUAUUUUAUCUAA